CAAUUCAAUUGCCUCGAUACCAAUACUAAUCAUAAGAAACAUACCUAAUAACCUCAAUUGCCUCGCAAAUCAGCACUCUAAUCCCCUAUACUCAUCCGCCAUCAUGUCUCUCUUCCGCACCAUCAUGCGCACAAGCGCAACCACCAUCCGCCCUCUCCACACGACCGCACGCAGGCAAAUGGCCUACAAGCACGACCAGGACCGUGAAUCGCUUCAUCCUACAGCGAAUGAAAACUCAAAGUCUGGAACCGACGAGCAGAUGGUGUCGGAGCACGCCGAUGUUGCCUUUGACCCCAACACGACACGGCCUGAGGAGGCGGCUGAGAAGACAAGGAAGAAGACCAAGUCUAAAGGUCCUGAGGGGGAGGAUGCUUUGCAUGCAAGCGGUGCGAACCAGGAGAUCAGCAAGCCUUUGGGUGACGAGAAGACCACAAAGACCAAGGGCGCCGGCGAGGAAAUCUCAAAGGGAGGAUCCAGUGGACGUGGAAGUGCACCGAAGAAGGGUGACUUGCCCAAGUCCAAGUAAGAGGAAGGGAUGUAAUGAGAAGCUUGUUACAGCUGCGAAGUGCGCAUUGCAUUCUCAUAAUAAGUUUUCCUGACAGGAUCAGAGCGUUAAUAUGAUAAUUGAAUCAUAUAUAACCCAAAA
Fusarium graminearum PH-1 is the source of this 646-nucleotide messenger RNA. RefSeq lists its product as uncharacterized. NCBI's taxonomy places the organism in Eukaryota, Fungi, Ascomycota, Sordariomycetes, Hypocreales, Nectriaceae. The record is from RefSeq and is a predicted model, not a curated record. The transcript has a single exon. Bases 104 to 526 code for a protein of 140 amino acids.